This is a messenger RNA of Talaromyces rugulosus, 1203 nucleotides long. RefSeq lists its product as uncharacterized. Lineage: Eukaryota; Fungi; Ascomycota; Eurotiomycetes; Eurotiales; Trichocomaceae. The transcript is spliced from 2 exons. Bases 1 to 1203 code for a protein of 400 amino acids. The record is from RefSeq and is a predicted model, not a curated record.
AUGUCUGUCAUUCCUUUUAUUCUGGCUGCCGGCAGCCUGCCAUCCCUCAUUUCUGGGGCUCCGGUUCCUUACCUUCACUCUCGCGAUGUUGCAGGAGCAACUACCCUUCACUCUUUCGCCGAGCGAGACUCGAGCGCAUACACUGUCUUUGGUGGCAAUGGCCAGGUCUCCGACGGAUGGCCCUCGAUUGACAACUGGCUGUCGUCGUUUGAUGAUAUGUUCGAGGCCAACAAGGAUGUCAUGUCCAGCUCAUGCGAGCAAUGGGGUGUUCCCAGCACCUCUGAGCAGGAGAUGAGCGACAUGUCCGACAGCAUCCAAUCCGUCGCCAAGUCCACUGGUGUUGACGCCCGUUUUAUUUUGGCCAUUGUUAUGCAGGAGAGCAACGGUUGUGUGCGCGCUCCCACUACCAACUAUGGAGUCGUCAACCCUGGUCUCAUGCAAAGCCACGACGGCACUGGAUCCUGCAACAACGGCGCUGUCCAAAACCCUUGCCCUGCCGACCAGAUCACCCAGAUGAUCAAGGACGGUACCGCUGGCACUUCUGAAGGUGACGGUCUCCAACAGCUCCUUUCGCAGGCCGGCACCGAUGACGUGACCAAGUACUACGUGGCUGCGAGAAUGUACAACUCGGGCUCAGUCGCUACCGACGGAAACCUGGGUCAGGGCAUUGCCACUCACUGCUACGUCUCCGACAUUGCAAACCGUCUGAUGGGCUGGGCCACUGGUCCCAGCUCUUGCGAUUCCGACACCAUUGGAUCGCUCACCAGUGGCACCGGCUCAUUGUCCAGUGGUGGAGAUGGCGGUUCCUCUGCAACUUCAACCACGUCUGCCUCGCCCACCAUUGCUCCAAUCACCAGUGUCGUGCCGUCCCCCGCACCCGUGACUACCACUGCGCCAGCUCCUACAACAACCGCAUCUCCGGUCACUACCACCACUACCACCCCCGUGGCGCCAGCCAUCACAACCUCUGUUGCCCCCGCUGGCCCCACUGCCACUGCCGCGACAUCAUCCUCGUCCGCCCCUGUCUACCCCCAAGCUGCCACUUCCUGCCAGAAGUACUACACUGUGGAUUCUGGUGACUAUUGCCUCCAGGUUGAGGCAAAAGUCGGCAUUACUGCGUCUCAGCUCCAGGACUGGAAUCCUGGUCUGGACGAAGCUUGCUCCAACUUGUGGCUGGGCUACCAAUAUUGUAUUCAGGCUUAG